AUGGACGCCUUCACGUACUUCACCCUCCCCUCGGUCUCCACCCUCCCGGCUGCGAACGCCACCACCCCCUUCUCUGCGACGGAGGAGGACGAGCUGCCCAUCGAGUACGACAAGAAGGGCUCGACGGGCUCAUGGACUCCGUCCCAGAGCCUGCCCACAACGGGUCCCACAGACUAUGCCUAA
Messenger RNA from Punctularia strigosozonata HHB-11173 SS5, 183 nucleotides. RefSeq lists its product as uncharacterized. The record is from RefSeq and is a predicted model, not a curated record. Bases 1 to 183 code for a protein of 60 amino acids. The transcript has 2 exons. NCBI's taxonomy places the organism in Eukaryota, Fungi, Basidiomycota, Agaricomycetes, Corticiales, Punctulariaceae.